Molecule: messenger RNA, 606 nt
Organism: Pediculus humanus corporis (human body louse)
Lineage: Eukaryota; Metazoa; Arthropoda; Insecta; Psocodea; Pediculidae
Exons: 3
Coding region: 1-606 (201 amino acids)
Biological process (GO): regulation of lipid metabolic process
Cellular component (GO): mitochondrion
Source: RefSeq, a predicted model, not a curated record
AUGGAGGUAGCCAAAUUAGGCUUUUUAUUACUCAGAACGUUGAGUAAACCAAUUGCAAAUACAUGCAAAGAAAGGGCAAAACAAAGUCCAAUUUUUAGAAAAUAUAUUUGUCUGCCUCCAGCUUAUUUUUAUAAUUGGUGUGAAGUUAAAACGAAAAUGUGGAUUCUCAAUUUAGGACAACCGGUUCAAGUUCCUCCGUUGAACGAAGCCAUGGCCAUAGAAUUGGGUGCUAAUUUACUAGGAGAAGGAAUACUAUUCACAGUUGCUGCUGCCGUUUUAAUUAUAGAGUAUGCUAGGCAAUCGGCCAAACAAGCUGCAAAAGACAAAGAACAAGAAGAAGAGAUGAAUAGACUGCAUACUACGAUUAGAGAUUUAAAUUUUCAAAUGGAAUCGCAACAAGCGCAAAUCAAAGGACUUUUUAGACAUGUUUACGAAUUAGAUUCGAAAGUUGUCAAGUUACCAUGGACGUUGGGUCAAAAGCAAAACAUUGAUGAAAUCAUAGAGAAAAAAAUUGAAAAACCUGAUAAAAUUGAUAAUUCAGAUGUAAUUACAGAAGCUAUAACUUAUUUAUUUAGUGAUAUAUUAGGCGGUGAUAAUUUUACAUAG